AUGUCUGAUUAUCGUCAGAUUAGAGUGCUUGAGGCCACAGAUUGGUAUCGAUUUGCAGACGAACUCAUGGAAAACCUAAGCAAUAACAAACAUACGAUAGGUAAUACUCAUGACUUAGAAAUAUCUGAUGCAACCUUAGGCAUGAAUAUUAUAAAUUCCUACCAUGAGACCUAUCCGUACCUAUAUUUGGCUACACGUUUCGGUGCAUAUCAAAAAAAUCGUUCUGGAUUCCAAAAGUUAUACAAAGAACUAUCAGAUAAGCAUUUUGACGAGGCAAUUGAUUUAAUAAAACAUAUUAAUAAACGUGGUGUUUCUAUCAAUAUGCUGGAGAUAAUUAGUAAUUCUAAGGAGUAUAAAAAAGAUGUGAAAUUUUAUAGUCUUGACAAAGAUGAACUGCAUUCUUUAGGUAUUGCAUUGGACAUAGAAAAAGAACUGUUUGAGAAGGCUGCAAAUGUUACUAAUCACGCAAUUCACGACAUCGAUAAUACCGAAAAAAAUGGGCGUCAUACUAAACAUUAUAAACACCGUGAUCCGGAAUUUGCUCAUUACUUUGAGGAAAAGUUCUUGGGUUCUCAAGCAGAAACUGUGCGUAAAUUAUCUGGUUAUUUUAAUGAUUUAUUGAAAAUAGUGCGCGACGAACAGCAAGAGCUGGGCUUUUAUAUGUUUGAUGAGUAUUUGCAAAAGCAGUAAAUUCAUUUUUAAAAAUUGAGUUACUGUAUUUCAAAUUUUUAAUAUUUUAUAAAUUUUAUGUAAAUACAAUUUGGUGAUUAUUAAUAAACUUCUUUUGAGCAG
Messenger RNA from Teleopsis dalmanni, 792 nucleotides. RefSeq names its product ferritin-1, chloroplastic-like. Gene Ontology annotation, biological process: iron ion transport; intracellular iron ion homeostasis. The transcript is spliced from 3 exons. Gene Ontology annotation, cellular component: cytoplasm. NCBI's taxonomy places the organism in Eukaryota, Metazoa, Arthropoda, Insecta, Diptera, Diopsidae. The record is from RefSeq and is a predicted model, not a curated record. Gene Ontology annotation, molecular function: ferrous iron binding; ferric iron binding. The coding region runs from base 1 to 690 and encodes 229 amino acids.